AUGGCGUCUUCGCUCGAACGGGGUUCUUCCUUGCGCGUCACACUGCUGAACAUUGAAGUACGAUCGUUCGAGGACGGAUGUUUGCGAGCGCAUCUCAAUCUCAGCGAAGGCGAUAUCAAGCUUGCGCCCGUGUCAUUGCAGGUGCAGGGUGAUAGAGACCCUGUCGUCAGGGAAGCCAGCCUGCUGAAAGGGGUCGCACGCGAUGCUGCAUCUGGAUGGUACUCUAGUGGGCGUCAAUUCAAGGGUGCAACGCGGAUUCUGAGCACAGGUAUUCCUGCGACAGGUGCUCACGUCAACCCGAGGCACAUGUCGUCCAGAAAGGAUAAAGACGAGAUCGGCGAUGGUAGCGAGGGCGAAGAUGACAAGACACGGGGAAGUACAAAAGCAUCUCUGAUUGUAUCGAUUGCAGCAUCAAAUAUGUGGAUGACGCUCCUCAUUAGUGAUGGCAAGCUUCGCCUCAUCUGCCUUGCAGAUGCUACCCGCACCUGGGCUACAGCCUUGUUGCCAUUCGUGCCAUGGUGCCUUGAAUGCUUUGGGAAUACUACGAAUCAACCAUAUGCAUUUGAGUCUGAUGAAGAGAUGUCAGCGACAUCCGGCUGA
Tilletiaria anomala UBC 951 is the source of this 600-nucleotide messenger RNA. RefSeq lists its product as uncharacterized. The transcript has 3 exons. The coding region runs from base 1 to 600 and encodes 199 amino acids. The record is from RefSeq and is a predicted model, not a curated record. NCBI's taxonomy places the organism in Eukaryota, Fungi, Basidiomycota, Exobasidiomycetes, Georgefischeriales, Tilletiariaceae.